This is a messenger RNA of Brachypodium distachyon (stiff brome), 1841 nucleotides long. RefSeq names its product protein root UVB sensitive 5. Lineage: Eukaryota; Viridiplantae; Streptophyta; Magnoliopsida; Poales; Poaceae. The transcript has 15 exons. The record is from RefSeq and is a predicted model, not a curated record. Bases 74 to 1537 code for a protein of 487 amino acids.
GUAAGCGGCGCUACCUAUCCUUCCACGGGUUCUUCUACCCACUGGCGAGCUCAGUCCAUAGGACCAACGGAGCAUGCUCUCCGUCGGCGGCCGCUUCCAUGGCGGAGCUCCCCCAUGGCAAAGGCCCCGGCCGACCUCGUGCCUGACGUCGCCGCCGGCCUCCAGCAGCGGCGGCGGUGCCCCCGCCGACGACUCCGAAAAGUUGAGGCCUUUGCUCGUGGAGAGGUACCGGGACGGCGUCGCCAAGAGGUACAUGUUGGACGGCGACUCUAAACUGCAAGUUCGUUUGGAGAAGCAUGAACACCUGUUGAACAACGCGGAAGAUGGAAAACCAGAUUCUUCGAUUCCCCGGGCUAUUACGGAUUUCGUGCUCCCGGCCGGGUUUCCAGGAUCUGUUUCUGAUGAUUACCUGCAGUACAUGCUAUGGCAAUUCCCAACAAACGUGACAGGAUGGAUCUGUCACACAUUGGUCACAUCAAGUCUUUUGAAGGCUGUAGGUGUUGGGUCCUUUACAGGAACUUCAGCAGCUGCUUCUGCUGCUGCUAUCAGAUGGGUAUCAAAAGAUGGCAUAGGAGCUUUUGGGCGUCUUCUCAUUGGUGGACGUUUUGGAACGCUUUUUGAUAAUGACCCAAAAAAGUGGAGGAUGUAUGCAGAUUUCAUUGGGAGUGUUGGAAGUAUCUUUGAGCUCACCACUCCCCUUUAUCCUGGUUACUUUCUCCCACUUGCAUCAUUGGGGAAUCUUGCAAAGGCGGUAGGAAGAGGAUUUAGAGAUCCUUCUAAUCGUGUUAUCCAAAAUCACUUCGCAAAAUCUGGAAAUCUUGGGGAGAUUGCUGCAAAGGAGGAAGUAUGGGGAGUAGGAGCUCAGCUGUUAGGACUUUCUAUCGGUGUACUUAUUCUGGACACAUCAGGUGUACAGUCAUCAUACCCAACCCUUACUUUGACAUGGCUGGGUGUUCGUCUUCUACAUCUUUGGUUUCGUUACCAGUCCCUAAUAGUUCUCAAGUUCCGCACAGUAAACCUAAAACGUGCUCGGAUUCUUGUGAGAUCACAUGUUGCACACCAUACAGUUCCUGGCUAUGUUGCUUGCAAUGAGGAAGAGAAUAUUUUAACAUGGGAGAGAUUCUUACAGCCCCAAAUUUCUUUUGGUGUGCCCAUGGAGAGGAUGCUCGGUGGAGGGGAACCCAGUGACAUGCAGGUGAGUAGGCUGCUGAAGCUAUACAAGAAUGAGAUGUACAUCCUCUUUGUUGAUCAGUCCGAGUCAAAAGAGCCAGCUUUUGUUGUUACAUUCAAGGAAGCGGCAACGAGCAUGUCGGUUCUAAGGAGCCUAUGGCAAGCGCAUUGGCUGCACAAAAACAAGCCAAAGCAGGACGAUGUCUUCGCUUUGCUAGAGGAGAGCCUUGCAGCAUUGGAGGGUGGAUUCACUGAUUUCAUCGAACAAAUGGAGAGAGCUGGUUGGGAUCAAAGCCAAAUCUUUUUGAAGGUGCCAAAAGAACCUGUAUUGGUGUUAGAGCAGGAGCACCUUGACCAAGAAGCGUAAGAUAACAACCACCUCGUAGUGGCAGGGCAGCCAAACUUGCGAUUUUUGGGGUUAGACCGGUGCUAACCAAACCGAUUUCAACUGAACAACCAAUAGAAGCCCAAAGCCUCUGAUGGCAGAUAUUCAGUGAGCUAACAAUCUAGUAAAUUGCAAGAAAUUUUGUUUGGCAUGUGACCCAAUCUUCUCACUGUCAAAAAAGAAAUUUACUGCUAAUUCAUCAGUUUGUUUUGAUUCUCCUUAAUUUGAACAAUGAGGUAUCUAACUCCUGUCAACUGUGGGAAUUGAAUUGUUACACACUUGCACU